This is a messenger RNA of Salvia miltiorrhiza (redroot sage), 2251 nucleotides long. Its product is annotated as pentatricopeptide repeat-containing protein At3g62890-like. The record is from RefSeq and is a predicted model, not a curated record. Gene Ontology annotation, molecular function: protein binding; zinc ion binding; RNA binding. NCBI's taxonomy places the organism in Eukaryota, Viridiplantae, Streptophyta, Magnoliopsida, Lamiales, Lamiaceae. The coding region runs from base 107 to 2035 and encodes 642 amino acids. The transcript has a single exon. Gene Ontology annotation, biological process: RNA modification.
UCCCAUAUUAUUUAUAGUGAGAGAUUUGAAUUCCCAAUCAUUAUUUGAAAGCAUAAUAGAAUUUGGGCGGCACUGCAGCAUCUCAACCCUCCGCCGCAAAUUCUUGAUGAAAUGGAACCACCACGCUUCUCUGAGACCAGCCAUGGCGAUCCUUCUAGAACCCCUCUUCAAUUCAUCCCAACUCCCACUCCCGCCCUCCUCCUACGCCACCGUAUUCCAAGCCUUCACCGGAAAAAACCUCCUCAAACAAGGCCAGCAGCUCCACGCGCACAUCGACACCCGCGGCCUUCGCCCCACGCCCUUCCUCGCCGCCAAGAUGGUGGCCAUGUACGCUAGCUCCGGCGACAUCGUCUCCGCCGCCAGGAUCUUCCACUCAGUCCCAAACCCCUCUCUCCUUCUCUUCAACUCCAUCGUUCGCGCUUACUGUCUCUAUAAAUAUUCCCAAGAGACUCUGCACAUUUUUAUCAGAAUGCAUUCUUUGAAUUUUCGUGGGGAUUAUUUCACCUACCCGUUCGUUUUGAAAUCAAUUGCGGAUCAGGAGCUUCUUUGCAUCGGAAAAUGCACACAUUUGUUGACCAUGAAAGAUGGAUUGAGAUUCGAUCUGUACGUUGCGACAUCGUUGAUUGAUAUGUAUGUGAAAUGCGGCGCGCUAGGUGACGCGCGCAAGCUGUUCGAAGAAAUGCCUGUGAGGGACGUCUCGUCUUGGAAUGCGUUGAUCUCUGGUUAUAUGAAAGAAGGCUCAGUUGGUUUAGCACGAGAGCUGUUCGACGAAAUGCCAACAAAGAACAUUGUGUCGUGGACGAGUAUGAUCUCGGGUUACACCCAGAAUGGCCUUGCAGCUAACGCUCUCCAACUGUUUGAUAAAAUGUUGAGGAGAGGGUCGGAGUUGAAGCCGAACUGGGUGACGAUCAUGAGUAUUCUGCCCGCCUGCGCGCAUUCCUCUGCGUUAGAGCAAGGGAGGAAGAUUCACCGCCUUGCUCAAGAGGAGGGCUUGGACUCUCAUCCAUCAGUGCAGACGGCGCUGGUGGGAAUGUACGCCAAAUGUGGCAGCUUACCUGAUGCCAAGCUAUGCUUUGAUCGAAUCAAACCAAGCUCGAGGAAUUCGGUUGCUUGGAACUCAAUGAUCAGUGCUUAUGCUUCUCACGGGCGAGGCACGGACGCAAUCCAGACAUUUGAGCUCAUGAUUCAAGCAGGGGUUCGCCCGGAUAGCAUUACGUUCACGGGGCUACUAUCGGGUUGCAGCCACUCCGGCCUAGUGGAAUUAGGGUUGAGAUACUUCGACUCCAUGAGUUUGGACUACGCAGUCGAGAGGAGGCACGAGCACUAUGCCUGCGUGGUGGACCUCUUGGGACGCGCUGGGAGAUUAGUCGAGGCCUAUGAGUUCAUCUCCCGAAUGCCAAUGCCAGCCGGGGCAAGCGUGUGGGGGGCGUUGCUGGCUGCAGGGAGAUGCCACCGCAAUCUUGAGAUAUCCGAGCUAGCAGCGAAGAAGCUCUUCGUGUUGGAGCCGGAGAAUAGUGGGAACUAUGUGAUACUCGCGAAUAUGUACUCAGAGGCUUCAAUGUGGGACGAGGCGAGAGCCUUGAGAGCCCUGCAGAAAUUGCAGAAUGUGAAGAAGAAUCCAGGAUGCAGUUGGAUUGAGAUUGAUGGGAAAGCCUACAUGUUUCUUAGUGAAGAUGCUGCAGCUGCUUCAUAUCCUCAAGCAGAGGAAAUCCACUUGCUUUUGAGGGAGGUCUCGGAGAGGAUGAAGGCGGCCGGGUAUGUGCCUGAUACUAGCUGCUCAUUGCACGACGUGAGCGAGGAGGAAAAGGAGUACUCGCUCACGACACACAGUGAGAAGCUGGCGCUCGCAGUCGGGAUACUCAACACGCGCCCUGGCGCAGUUUUGCGCAUCACCAAGAACCUUAGGAUCUGCGGGGACUGCCACAAUGCGUUCAAGUUUGUGUCCAAGGUAUACGAGAGGGAGAUCGUGGUGAGGGAUGUCAAUCGGUUUCAUCAUUUUCAAGAGGGGAGCUGCUCUUGUGAUGACUACUGGUGAAACGAAACAAUUUGAAGACUUUUUUCUCUUUGUUUUUGGAGUUGAAGAAUUCCCCAAUCAUUCCUUAUUGCUUUCUUACAAAUGAAAUGGCAUUAUUGUUGGACUGAAAUGGGAAAUGGGAAAAGGGAAGGUUUGCAUGUCCUAUCAUUUUCUGCUUAUAUAUGUAUAAUGUGUGUUCCAUAAAAUCACAAUCCAAUAAGUCUUGUAUUUCGAAAA